Paramecium sonneborni is the source of this 1131-nucleotide messenger RNA. The record is from the annotation of a GenBank genome assembly. Lineage: Eukaryota; Ciliophora; Oligohymenophorea; Peniculida; Parameciidae.
AUGAAAAUAGUAUUAUUAUUAUGCAUGAUAAUGACAAUCUCAUAUGGAAUCUCAUCUAAAAUAAGUCAUGCAAAGAAAUUAGAAGAACUUCAUAGUAGCAAAUUAGGAAAGACUAUUUUAAAUUUAGUGAUGCUUCAUUCUUAAGUAUAAGGACCAAUUUCAGAAUUGAUUGAAGCAAUAGAAGAAUUAGUAAGAUUAAUAAUAAUAAUAGAUAGUUGAUAUUAACACUAAUAUAGAUGAAGUUGAAUAUAAAUUUUAAGUACGUACAAAUGAACAUAAUUCUUAUGUGGCAUAAGUUGGAUAAUAAUUAUAGGAUGCUGAAUAAGAUAUAGCGAGAAUGAUAGAUGUUAUAGAUAAUCUCUUAAUUCCAAGAAGAGAUUAAAUAAGAAAUAAAAUUGAAUCACUUGUUGAAUAUGAUGAAUUUAAUAGAAAAAACGUAGAUGAAACUACAUUACUUAGAGAAUAAGAACAUGAAGCUUACAUUAAAUAAAUUGAAGAAGACAAUGAUGCACUUGAUGCUGUUGAUGAUGCUAUCAAUUUAGUAAGUUCAUUAUCAAAUCCAUCUUUAUUAUAAAUUAAGAAUAUCAAAUUUACAUUAAAGAGAUUGUCAUCUAAAUAAUGGAAUCGUGUUCAUUAAGGACCUAUGGUUUAAGCUUUAAUCUAAAUUGCAUUAAAUUAAAAUUUUAGUGAUUAAGGAAUAUUAAAAUAAAUUGUAGAGGCAUUAAAUGAAUUUAGAAAUUAAGUUGUUGAAGCCAUGAAUGAUUUAACUAAAUAAGAAUAAAUCAAUAUUCAAGAAUUCGAAGAUAGACUUGAACAAUUAGAUGAUGAACAUAGAGAAUUCUAAAGACAAAUUAAUUAAGCACAAGUUGAUCUUUAAGCUACUAAUUGUAUUUUAUUAUUUAUAUUUAUUUCUUAGAAAAACUAGAAGACUGUAAUCAAUUCCUUAUCUAAAGAUAGGCUGACAGAUUAUAAUAUAAGUCAUAAUUAGAUUUAGAAAAUGAAACUUAUGCUGUUGAUACUGAUAUCUAUACUUAAACUGCUAAUGAACUCUAAAGAGAAUUACCUAUUGCAGAAUAAGGAUUAUCACUUAUCAAAUCAGCUGAUUUUUCUGAUAUUAAGAUAUGAAUCAAU